Messenger RNA from Hyaena hyaena (striped hyena), 4451 nucleotides. RefSeq names its product nuclear cap binding subunit 3 (gene NCBP3). Gene Ontology annotation, molecular function: mRNA binding; RNA 7-methylguanosine cap binding. Gene Ontology annotation, cellular component: nucleus; cytosol. The transcript is spliced from 14 exons. Bases 68 to 1951 code for a protein of 627 amino acids. The record is from RefSeq and is a predicted model, not a curated record. Lineage: Eukaryota; Metazoa; Chordata; Mammalia; Carnivora; Hyaenidae.
GUGGCAGCGGCACUCUAGCCAGCGGGUGUGCAAGGCGGGCUCUCAGUGGUGCGGCCGGCGGGCGGCUAUGGCGGCCGUACGGGGCCUGCGAGUGUCGGUGAAAGCAGAGGCCCCGGCGGGGCCGGCCCUGGGCCUCCCGUCGCCUGAGACGGACUCCGGUUUGGAGCGUGGCGAGCCGGAGCCCAUGGAGGUGGAGGAGGGCGAGCUGGAGAUUGUGCCAGUGCGGCGCUCACUGAAAGAACUGAUUCCGGACACAAGCAGAAGAUACGAAAACAAGGCUGGCAGCUUCAUCACUGGAAUUGAUGUCACCUCGAAGGAAGCAAUUGAAAAGAAAGAACAGCGAGCCAAGCGCUUCCAUUUUCGAUCAGAAGUAAAUCUUGCCCAAAGAAAUGUAGCCUUGGACCGAGACAUGAUGAAGAAAGCAAUCCCUAAAGUGAGACUGGAGACAAUCUACAUUUGCGGAGUAGAUGAGAUGAGUACCCAGGAUAUCUUUUCCUACUUUAAAGAAUAUCCUCCGGCUCACAUUGAAUGGUUGGAUGAUACCUCCUGUAACGUUGUCUGGCUGGAUGAAAUGACAGCCACACGAGCCCUUAUCAAUAUGAGCUCUUUGCCAGACCUGGAUAAGAUAAGAAGCAGGGAUGCCAAUGAGGACAGGUCAUCUGAGAAAAGUAAAAAAGACAAACAGGAAGACAGUUCAGAUGAUGAUGAGGCUGAAGAAGGAGAAGUGGAAGAUGAGAACUCCAGUGAUAUAGAGUUGGACACGUUGUCUCAAGUAGAAGAAGAGUCUCUACUAAGAAACGAUCUUCGUCCAGCUAACAAACUUGCUAAAGGAAAUAAGUUAUUCAUGAGAUUUGCUACAAAAGAUGACAAAAAGGAACUUGGAGCAGCCAGAAGAAGUCAGUAUUACAUGAAAUAUGGGAAUCCAAAUUAUGGAGGCAUGAAAGGAAUUCUAAGUAAUUCUUGGAAACGAAGGUAUCAUUCCCGUCGCAUUCAGCGGGAUGUGAUCAAGAAGAGAGCCCUGAUUGGGGAUGACGUUGGCUUGACGUCCUAUAAACACCGACAUUCCGGACUAGUAAAUGUUCCGGAGGAACCCAUUGAAGAGGAGGAAGAGGAGGAGGAGGAAGAGGAAGACCAAGACAUGGAUGCAGAUGACAGAGUGGUGGUUGAGUACCAUGAGGAGCUUCCAGCUCUCAAGCAGACCCGGGAGCGGAGCACAUCUAGGCAGUCCAGUGCCAGCAGUUCAGAUUCUGAUGAAAUGGACUAUGAUCUGGAACUGAAAAUGAUUUCCACUCCUUCACCAAAGAAAAGCAUGAAAAUGACCAUGUAUGCUGAUGAAGUGGAAUCUCAGUUGAAAAAUAUUAGAAACUCCAUGAGGGCAGAUACUGUAUCCACAAGCAAUAUCAAAAACCGAAUUGGUAACAAGUUACCGACUGAGAAAUUUGUAGAUGUCCGACAUCUGUUAGAUGAAAAACGUCAGCACACACGUCCACGGACAGCAGGCAGCAAUACUAAAUCAGAUAUACGCCAGCGGUUAGGAAAAAGACCAUAUUCUCCAGAAAAGGCUUUUAGCGGUAACCCAGUCUUUCGGAGAGAGCCUUUUUCUGAUGUACAUAGUAGGCUGGGUGUUCCCAAGCAAGAUAUUAAAGGCCUCUAUUCUGAUACUCGGGAGAAGAAAUCAGGUAGUUUAUGGACUCGCUUAGGAUCUGCACCCAAGACCAAAGAAAAGAACACGAAGAAGGUGGAUCACAGAGCACCAGGCACUGAGGAAGACGACUCUGAGCUGCAAAGGGCAUGGGGGGCUCUGAUAAAGGAGAAAGAACAGUCUCGCCAAAAGAAGAGCCGCUGUUACCAGCACCCUUUUCCCAAGAAAAGUCAAUUCCCAGGUGCUUAUUGGACAGCCUUCGAGGGGGAAGAUGAGGGAAGCGGCCAGCUCACCCUUCCAGGACCCUAGUGUCGGGGCUGAAUCUCAUGGACCUGACCGCAGAGGUGCACCGGUGCCGCCCAGGUAGAUGAGAGAUGCAGCGUCGAUCGUGCUUCCGUUCUUCCCUGGGGAUUUCUGUUAGGGGCCGCUUCGUAGCAGUCAGCUUGAAGUGAAAAUCAAGUUCAGUCCUGUGGGAUUUUUAGGAACAAAAACCUGUGACUUCUGGAUUUGGGGUGGACUUUUGUGCUAGGGGUGGGGUCAUGGGUUAAUGUUGAACAAUUUUUAAGUCUGUAUUAUGUUUAAAAAUAUUAAUGAUUUAAAAGUUAAAAUUUUUAAUUUUUAUAUGUGAAAAUACUUCCUAUUGGCUACAAGGGAAGCUCAAGUGGUGUCUUAUGUGUGCUGUUAAAUAUAUAUUAUAUACUUUGGAAGAAGGCAAAGAGAGGAGUCUCAUUAUUUUUAAAUGAUCCUAAUUGUAUAGUCUGUCUGUUGUAUAUAGAUUUCAACUUGCUUUUUGGCCACUGUAGGGGGAAAAAAUCCAUCCAUCAGAGAUGGGGUCCUGUUGUUUAUUAUCACUUCAGAAGUGAUACAUUGGUAUUUAUUCUUUCUAUCUCCAAGUUCUGGCACCUGAAGUUAUCUUUAAAAUUGGCUAGUAAGUAAUAGUUAUAGAAAUUUUAGUUUAUUUCUUGUUUAUUUCUAAACUCCCUUCAGAUUACUUUAAAGGCCGAUUUUUUUGUCUUCCUGUUGGAUCUCUGUCUUGAAGUAUUUAAUGUUUAUAUUUCUUUGCAGGCUUAAAAAUAGUGUUUCAUUUCAAUUCACUAGAACUUCGGAGUUAGUGAUUGUAAGCCUCUGUCCCUUUGUGAUAUCACAGCUCCUCAUCUGUCUGGAGUGUUUCAGUACCUAGUGUGGCCCUGGAUUCUAGAGAUCUUUACUUGUGGCUGAGCUAAUGGCCGCAUGGAUGGUUGGUUACAGUGUGGUGGGAUUGAGUGCAGAAUGGUGUUGGAAGUAAAUAAGGAAGUAAAGGGCUGCGGGACUUGAGAGCUGCAACAGUUGUUCUGUACCAUGUUUUGUUAGUUAACCUGCUUUUUUCCCUCCUUGUAGAAAGAUCAGAGCCUAUAACUACUGUAUGUUUCCAUUUCCUGAUAGGAUUCUGGGAAAGAGAUGGUUCUCUGCUGGCUGAGACCUAACAUUUCUGAAGUUUCUCAGCUACUUUGGUCCUGUGGAGCACACAGCUGAGAGCCAGGUUCUUAACAAGGGGCAAGGUUUAGGGGGCUGAUAGAGUGAGAAGGACGAGGACCUGAGUCAGAGACCUGGAUGCCAACCCCUGGUUCUGUUCUGAGGGCCUGGGCCUCAGUUUUCCUGUCUGGCAAAUGAAUGGCCUGGUACCACAGCUUCUGACUUUGUUGGUGCGUCUCAGUGGUGUUUUUACUCUUCCUGAGGCAAUGAUUGUGGUGAGCUGGCCAGAACGGGUUUCUGUUAUAGGUAUGGGGAAGGUCAGAGACAGCUUAGGGUGUCCAUGAGGUUGUAGACAAGGAUUCACCCCCACCCCACUCCCAUUACAGCCUGUAGGUCUUCUAGUGGGACAAAGAGGUUCUACUGAUGUCUCAGCCGUGUUCGAGAAAUGCCCUUCUUUAUACUUGCGUGUUUCCCAGUCCUGACCUUUUCCACCAGUAGUCCAGGCCCAUCUCUCCCAUGGCAUUAUAGCCUCUGCCAGUCUUCUUUUAGGGAUCAGGGAAGGCUUCCUGGAAGGCUGGUGGUGUUGUGUAGUCAAAACCGGGCCUUUGAUCUAAUCAAGAAAAAUGUCCACUUGAGCUGCCUUGUAGUUCUUACAAAUACAAAGAACCUGAAAAGUUUCUUUAAAGAUUUUAUUUCCCCAAGUUGGUGUUCGUUGCCUCCUCUCUCACUCUCUGACCUACACUCAGGUACUCAGAUCUUGAAGCAUCUUACACAUGCCCUGAAUGCCCAGGCCCUCUCUUUGGAGUUUGGGAGUGGAGAUGGACCGCUGGGAUGGGCCCCUAAUGGCAGCUCAGCAGGCCUGGGUGCUCCUUAUGCGUGUGGGCAGGAGAGCUACACACUUUUCUGUAUUCGUCUUAGUCUUUACACAUGAGAUUUCAAAUACGUUUUUGCUGCUUGAUAGUAAUUGCAGAUACCUCAUUUCUGUGUCUCUAGUCUCCCUCUUGGGAGACACACCAGCUACCCAGGAGAAUUUGUGGAGCCUGUGACGAGCGCUCCUCUGGCCUUCUCUUGUCUGGUCCCAUGAAACCCUCCCCUUAGUUCAGUCACUGUCUUCUCCUGCUGCAUUGCUAUGGCAGCCUCUUCCCUGGUCUCUGCCCCAUAGCCUGUCCCUCCCUCUCUGUUAUGUGCACUGCAGCUGGGAUCAACUCUCGUUGUUUUUUGCAGCUUUACUGAGAUAUUAUUUACGUAGCAUACAGUUCACUCCUUUAUAGUAUACACUUCAGUGGCGCCUGGCUGGCUCAUUCGGUAGACAAUGUGACUUUGAUCUUGGGGUUGUGAGUUCGAGCCCCAUGUUGGA